Messenger RNA from Sander lucioperca (pikeperch), 1459 nucleotides. It is a transcript of the gene atpaf1, whose product is annotated as ATP synthase mitochondrial F1 complex assembly factor 1. Bases 39 to 1052 code for a protein of 337 amino acids. The record is from RefSeq and is a predicted model, not a curated record. The transcript has 10 exons. Gene Ontology annotation, cellular component: mitochondrion. Lineage: Eukaryota; Metazoa; Chordata; Actinopteri; Perciformes; Percidae. Gene Ontology annotation, biological process: mitochondrial proton-transporting ATP synthase complex assembly.
CCAAUGUUUGAAAGUCGUUCCCCGCCGGAGCACUUUAGAUGUUGGACGGGAGCGAUGGAAAGAUGGCGGCGGCCAUCGUACAGAUGUCUUGUUUGUACCGGGGGAUGUUAGCGGUCAGGGCCACCGGCAUCAGGACGCUGAUCCCCGGGCUGGUCCCGGCGCAGUUCAGAGCCUUCUCAUUGCGGAAGGAGCCGGAGCUGGAGCAGAACCCGUACUACAACAAGUACCAGGACAAGAUCCAGAAGCUGCGCAGCGCCAAACCCCAGGAGUUCAAGGCCCGAGUGGAGAAAAGUCAUGAGGCCAAGAAGGAAGUGCUGGGACACUCAAAACAGGCGGAGUUCGUCAGGCUCAUGGAGCAGGAGUUGGAGAAAAGGGACAAGAUGGCUGCCGGCGAGGGAGCGUCCGGAGGUUUCACGAAGAACAAGGGCAAUGAGGUCCUAAAAUAUGACGACAGACAUUCGAAGCUUCAUUGGAAAACCCUCAAUAAAAGCGCUCCUUUGAAUACGCUGGACUCCAUCCUGAACCUGGAGAUGAUCGCAGACAAGACGGGCGAGGAGAUUGCCGAGCUUUGGAUGAAAUAUUAUUCGACCAAGGACACAAUCAGCGCCGUGAUCCCGACGCAGAUGUACGAGGUGAUUCUGAGCAGAUCCAAGUCGUGCCCGAUGUUCCUCUACGCUCUACCUCAGAGGGAGGGCUACGAGUUCUUCUUGGGUCAGUGGUCCGGACACGAGCUCCACUUCACCUCCCUCAUCAAUGUCCAGAUGCUGGGCGAGAACGCUCCCAGUCAGCUGAUCCUCUACCACUACCCAGACCUGAAGGACGAGAAGGGCGUGGUCCUCAUGACGGCCGAGCUGGACCCCAAGUUCAUAACCGUGCACCAGGCUCAGUGCUUGGCCAAUCAGGUGCAGAUGUUCUACGGCACGCAGAGGCAGGAGACGUACCGAUUGGUCGAGACAUUCAACCACCACCCUGCGGACUUCAAACACAUGUCGGUGAUAGCAGAGCUGGAACAGAGCGGCCUGGGGUCGGCGGUCCACGCCGGGGGAUCGUAGGGAGACCGGUGAUGGAGCCAAGUCACCAACCAGCUGGCCUACGGUCGGAUUCCCAGGAACUGUCGGUGUUUAUUUAAAGUCACAGAGAGAUGUGUGCGGCUUUGCUCAGCACUUCCCAUGAGCAUACACCUAUUCCUCAUACUGUACUGCAUAAUAAUUUAAAGGAGCAUCAGAAGCUUCUCAUGAACUCUGUCUGGGACUUGAUCACAUGACAGCUGCUGCACAUCUAUCAUUGUGCGUACAUUUGUAACCAUAGACGAAUAAUGUGGUAUUGAUCAGUUCUAUGAUAAAUAAAGCCCUCUGUAUCCUUCCCUCCAUAUUAGACCGGGCUAGAAGGACUUUGUUAGCCCAGUAGCUAUCCCUGAAAACCAAAAAGAUGUUUAAUAAAUCCCCUUCAAAACCCCAAA